AUGUCUUCCAUCUCACCAAUCUCCCCUCUCUCACCUAUCUCUCCGAUGUCCCCAGCCAAAUCCUCAACUAGACCCACACACCUCUUGCUCAAUCAGCAUUCGUCGUCUCUUUCCGGUAUGGAGAUAGCUGUACCUUCACCGUUGACUCCUGGAUUCACAUACUCCCGUGCCAGUAGUAGCAAGGCGCUCCCUCCAACUCCAAGGAAAGAUGCCAUUCCCUACAGUCCCCACAGCGCUCCGACCUCAAGAAAAGCUUCUAGCACUUACAGCAAUUCUAAGGAAGAAAGACCCAGCACGUCAAUGACUCUAAGGAAACCAUCCACCACAUACACCAACCUCAAGGAAGAGAGACCAAGGACGCCCAGAUUUGCCUUACAAGACGAAGCACUAUCUUCCAAGACCUUCCUCGCACCCUCAGAGACUCGGUCGAGCACCUCCAAGUUACCAGAUAAAGUACCGCUACGGCCACAACUGACACGAGACGCUCAUACCCACGGAGCCUCUGACUUCACAGGUCGGAAACAGCCAUCAGGGAACUCGUUCUUUACCGAAUGGAAGGCUCCCAAAUAUGAAUAUUCAGAUGACGAAUUUAGCUCGAGCUUGCCGGCUUCAAGGAGAGACUCCAGCCAGGGAAGCUGGGCGCCAUCCGAACGUACGCAAAGUGCUGAAGAGAGAGCCAGAGACUAUACAUCCGUGUUGCCCGCGUUUGUUCCGGAGCCAGUCUAUUCUGAGUCCGGCUAUUUGCCGUCCGAAAUGUCAGCUCGCAUUACCGAUGUUCUGGAUGGAUCACUCAUGCCAGCACCACUAAUUUUGAGUGGUAAUUCCGAGGAUAGAAAACUUUCGAGUCAAUUCUCUUGCUCCGAUUCUGAGGUCGAUAGUCUACACGACGAAUCCAAGCCUUCUCUUAAAUCCCGUGCGAAAAAGGCUUUCCAUUCGCGCACACAGGAGAGGAGAGAGAAGGCACACACAGAUCUACAACUGCCACAGCAUGGGCAAGCUGGCGAGCUAACCACAGCGAAGCGCGCCAGUCUCCAGAACGGUAUUGAUGAAAUGUAUAAUACACUCACAGGCCUCUACUCACCGGCGAAGUCAAAGAUGAAGCAUGACUCCGACAAUUUCAAAAGCAAAGCUAUUGCUAGAGAUCCGCGCCACCCAGCCACACGUGUGAAAGCAUAUCAAGAAUCCGGCAAGAGAGCCUGGGAUUCGCCGAGGAGUCCCAAAAGUCCAGCGCCGAAGAGGGAUGAUUCGGUGGGAAAGAAGCUCGCGAGUGUUUUUCAGAAUGGGGCCAUGGCGGUAGGAUUUGAAAGAGGGAAGGAACAGAAAAUGAAGAACGAGGAGUAA
Letharia lupina is the source of this 1341-nucleotide messenger RNA. RefSeq lists its product as uncharacterized. NCBI's taxonomy places the organism in Eukaryota, Fungi, Ascomycota, Lecanoromycetes, Lecanorales, Parmeliaceae. The transcript has a single exon. The record is from RefSeq and is a predicted model, not a curated record. Bases 1 to 1341 code for a protein of 446 amino acids.